Austrofundulus limnaeus is the source of this 2444-nucleotide messenger RNA. RefSeq names its product MAGUK p55 subfamily member 3. NCBI's taxonomy places the organism in Eukaryota, Metazoa, Chordata, Actinopteri, Cyprinodontiformes, Rivulidae. The coding region runs from base 294 to 2102 and encodes 602 amino acids. The record is from RefSeq and is a predicted model, not a curated record. The transcript has 20 exons. Gene Ontology annotation, molecular function: protein binding.
GGGCGGCUCUCGAAGACAAACUGGAAGAAACGGGAAAAAUAAAUGGGAACGUGUGGCAGCCAGCYCCAGACAGAGUGAACAGAGACAGGACGGAGCGUUGUUGUCGCUUGAAGCGGYGCUGAGACAAAGACACGGAGAUGACGGCACGCGGCUGAGGGAAGCCUCAACAAGUGGAGCCUGUGAUUUUUAUCUUCAUCUUCACGUGAGAAACUGGAGAAAACUGGAGCUUUUGUGAGAGUCUGCAGCUGUCCUACGUCUCCCUCCUUGUCUCCUCAUCCUCUGAAUGAUCAAACAUGCCCAUCGUGUCGGCAAGUGCAGGGCUGCACGAGACUCUGGCCCUUCUCACAUCUCAGCUCCACCCUGAUGCCAACCAUAAAGAGGACCUGGUCUUCCUCAGAAACGUCUUCAGUGAAAAAAGCAUCAGCUACCUCAUGAAGAUCCAUGAGAAGCUGAAGCAGUAUGAGAAGUACAGCCCCACUCCAGUCCUACACAGCGCCUCCUGUCUGGCAGAAGAUCUGGCAGAAGAACUUCAGAACGGGCCGCUUCAGGAAGAUGAGCGAGAACUCCUCCUCCUGCUGAGCACUCCUCAUCUCAAGGCAGUGCUGUCAGCUCAUGACAUUGUGGCCCAGAAGAAGUUUGACCCGGUGCUUCCGCCUCUGCCAGAGGAUUUAGACGAUGACUUUGAGGAAGAGUCUGUGAAGAUUGUCCGCCUGGUUAAGAACAAGGAGCCGCUGGGAGCAACUAUUCGKAGAGAUGAGACCACAGGAGCUGUGAUUGUGGCCAGAAUUAUGAGGGGAGGGGCAGCUGACCGCAGUGGUCUGGUGCAUGUGGGAGAUGAGCUUCGAGAGGUUAACGGGAACCUGAUAACUCACAAAAGACCUGAGGAGAUUAGUCAGAUUCUGUCUCAGUCUCAAGGCUCCAUCACACUGAAAAUCAUCCCAGCUGUUGCAGAAGACGACAAACUGAAGGAGAGCAGGGUUUACCUGCGAGCUCUAUUUGACUACACACCUUUUGAGGACAAAGCUACGCCGUGCCAAGAAGCUGGACUUCCUUUUAAGAGGGGAGACAUCCUUCAGGUGGUGAGCCAGGAGGACAGCACCUGGUGGCAGGCCAAGAGGGUGGGUGACUGCAACCUGCGUGCUGCCCUCAUCCCCUCCACACAGUUUCAGGAGAGACGCCUGAGAUACAGAAUGAAAAUGGGUUCCUGCCCUUCUCCUGUCCCCUCCAAAGCUCCUACAUAUGAUCGGACUGAGAGAGAGGACUGCGACAGUAARAGUGCUCUGAAUGGAAAGGACGUAGUUUCUCCCAAGAGUAAGGCAGCCCCUGCCUUCUGUGGCCAUGCUUUCUCAUGGGAUUUUUACUCAGCCAGCCUGCGCAGGAGUUUCCGCCUCAGGAAAGAUCGUCAGGGUUCUGAAGCACAAACUCCAGAUGCCAAUCAAACAGACUUUCUGAUUUAUGAAGAAGUCACACAAUAUUUGCCACGGCCUGGUGAGAGGCCCCGCCUUAUAGUACUAAUAGGUUCAUUAGGAGCUCGAGUCACUGAGUUGAAACAGAAAGUGAUCGCUGAGAAUCCUCGACGAUACGGUUUGGCCGUGCCUCACACCACCCGAGCCAGGAAGAGUCAUGAGAGAGAAGGAGUGGAAUACCACUUCAUCAGCAGAGCAGCGUUUGAGGCUGAUAUUCAGAACGACAAGUUUAUUGAAUUUGGGGAGUAUAAAGAGAAUCUGUACGGCACCAGUUUAGAGUCCAUCCACAGAGUUUUGAAUCAGAACAAGGUCUGCUUAGUGGACGUUCAACCAGAGGCUCUGAAGACGCUACGAACAGCUGAGUUCAAACCAUUUGUCAUUUUUGUGAGACCUCGCAUGUUUGACAGCCAAAGAAAACCCUUCGGCUCCUCUUCCUCACUGAGUGCAGGGGUCACGGAAGACGAUCUUCAGGAAAUGAUGCAGUCAGCGGACAGGAUGGACGAGUGCUUCGGCCACUGGGUGGACUAUGUCUUGGUGAAAGAGGACCCACUGAGUGCCUUAGCAGAGCUUCAGAACGUUCUGGAGCGGGUGCAGAUGGAGUUGCAGUGGGUGCCUGUGUGCUGGGUGAGGCGCUAGUUGACUGAACUUCCUGUUMCAGGAACCAAAYGGACCACUGUGCAACCUGUGGAGCUGUCAAGUGUUUACUGCCAUGAUGUAACUAUUCCACACGUGUGGCCAAGUGGUGUCAUCGUUGUCGUGUUUUCAGACUGUUGUAGCAAAACAGAAGUACAGCACUCACAGAUGCUGUAGAUUUUCAUAUUGCAGUGGUAGUACGACAGCUUUCACAUGCAUGCAAGUUUCUGAAGCUGUUCUGAUCACUUCUGUGAGACCUGUGUUGUGAAGUGCCAUAUGGAAUGUGUUGAAUCUCCAAGGUUUCAUUGUAAAAUGAACAAAUAAAUCUGACCUGCUGGAGACCGA